Trichoderma reesei QM6a is the source of this 7653-nucleotide messenger RNA. RefSeq names its product histidine kinase. Gene Ontology annotation, molecular function: ATP binding; histidine phosphotransfer kinase activity; phosphorelay sensor kinase activity. The coding region runs from base 1 to 7653 and encodes 2550 amino acids. The transcript has 3 exons. Gene Ontology annotation, biological process: phosphorelay signal transduction system; protein autophosphorylation. The record is from RefSeq and is a predicted model, not a curated record. Lineage: Eukaryota; Fungi; Ascomycota; Sordariomycetes; Hypocreales; Hypocreaceae.
AUGGACGGUCCAGCCCUCGUGCCCGACGAUGUGCUCGACCCGCUCCCUCCGCCGCCGCCGCGGCUGUUCGAACGCCUUCGCCAGAUAGCCGGGUAUAGCUGGGACGAGACGGAGCCGCCCUUUCACUCGACAUAUGACUUUUGGCACGUCUUCGGCACCCGCUAUGUCUCUCCCACGCUGCCCACCUCAUCCUCGUCGCAGAACGCCUCCAGCCCGGGCUCGGUAUCCAAGCUCCAGUCGGGUCGACCAACUCCCUCCGAACAUGGCGGCCCGCUCUCCAGCUACAGCUUUGGCUAUGGCAGCGAAUCCCCCGCCUCUCCGCUGCCUACGCCUCACACAAAUAAUACGCCUCACACGAACCCUCUCGCCUCCCCCUCCGCCGAUGCAACAACGUACUACAUUGAAGAGCCCGUCGUGGCGCGCGUGUCGCACCAUGCCCUCCGUGAGGAGAGGGCUUUCCAGAUCGCCAGGAGCGUCACCUCGGCCGACCCCAACGGCGACCAUAUAGUGAAGCCCCUUGAUUUGAUACGACUGAGCCCGGUCGUCGGCGACCGCGGGGCCAUCGUCGUGGCCAUAUACCAGCAUCCCGGCCCCAAUUUGCUUCUCGAUCUCAUGGACAUGGGGCCCGCCUUUUACCACGCGCGCAAGGACGGCGACGCAUAUCGCGCCUACUAUUGCCGACCAAAGCUUCACCCCCCGAUAAGCCUUCGCUUGUUUCUUGAUUUCGCGAUAGGUGCGACCCAGUGUUUAGAGAUCCUCCACCACAGCCGAGGCAUGGUCCAUGGCGAGAUUCGCGGCGAUGCGUUCCAUUUCAACGCCGAAGAGAACAAGGUCCGGGUCAUGUCCUUCGGGUCCGGCGUCCGGUCCUUUGAGCACGGCCUCACCAGCACCGGCUGGUCGAUGCUCUCCAAGGAACUGGGGGGCCGGAACAAGCUGCUCUUCAUCAGCCCGGAACAGACUGGCCGGAUGCCUGCCGAACCCGACACCCGGACGGACAUCUACUCGCUCGGCGUCGUCUUCUGGACACUCCUCACCCAGCAGCCCGUCUUCACUGGCGAAUCGGCCCUCGACAUUGUCCAAGGAGUGCUCGGCCGCAGGAUCCCCAACGUCGCGACCGUACGCAUGGACAUACCGGACGUCAUCGGCAGGAUUAUCCAGAAAUGUACCGCCAAGAACGUCGCGGAACGCUAUCACUCGGCCAGCGGCCUACGCCACGAUCUCAUCAACAUCAAAGAGUAUCUCGAAGAUGGAAACUCACAAGCCCUCAAGGAGUUUAGGAUUGGCACAAGCGAUGUUUCGUCCUUUUUCAUGCUCCCGACCUCCAUGAUUGGCAGGCAGGAGGAAAAGGCCACCGUGCUCAAGGUCAUCAACCGGGUCGCCAAGAGCCAUGCUGCCCUGCGCAAGGGUCCAGUCAGCAGAUUCUCAGACGGAGCCAGCCUCCACGAGCUGACCGCCUUUGACGACAUAUCUAGUGAAGGCGGCGCCAGCUCGGUCGACGGAAAUAACCGCAGGAGCGGCUCCUUCGCCCAGACGAUCUCGUCAGAAACGAAGCCUUCAAAGAAUAGCUUCUUCCCGCCCAUGAUAUCCGAGACCAUGACCUUGUCGACCGACACCACUUCUUCGUCCCAAUCCACUGCCGCCGCGUUUCCCAGAUUUACGAAACCAUGGGAGCGGUGGGAGCGGAACCAGUCCAUCUCCUUGGGCUCUCUCUCCAUGGACUCCUCCAGUAUGGUUGAGAGCCUCAACGUAGAGGGGUCCCGUGGCCCGCUCGACAUGGGCUCGUCCAGUCUGUCUAGGCAGCUUGGCUCGUCCAAGUUCCGCCGUCAUGGACACUGCGAGGUCGUCACGGUCGAGGGCGCCGGAGGCGUCGGCAAGAGUCUCUUCGUGCAAUCAGUGCUGGCCGACGCUCGGCGGAAUGGCUACUGCGCGACGGCCAAGUUCGACACCUCAAAGAGGACGCCGUUUGGACCGCUGCUCAAGCUGCUGUCAUCGCUCUUCAAACAAGUGUGGGGAGAGAGGAAUACUGACACGCCCUUCCACCAGGGCUUGAAGCAAUACAUUCGUCCGGUGUGGCCGAUGCUGCACAGAAUCCUAGGACUACCGGAAUUUCUCCUCGGCUCGCCAGACAUGAACACGGCACGGCCAAUCUCCUCAUCUCAGAGCUCGGGAUCCCGCAAGGACACCCGACCGCCACUAAAGCGUAGAACCUCAUCCCCCGGAGAGUCUCCUGGACCGUUACCGCGGAGCGGAACUCAGUCCUCUCAAGACUACCUGCGCGCCGGAACGUCUACCAAAAGCAUGCGUCUAAUUAACACCAUUCUAGAUGUGCUCAGGGUCUUCACCACCCACAAGUUUAUCUGCUUCUGCCUCGAGGACCUGCAUUUCGCCGACGACGAGUCCCUGGAGCUCAUUUCGCAGAUUAUAGCCGCCCGCAUGAAGAUGGUUGUCAUUGUCACCUACAGGCCAGAGGAGCUUUCGCCGGCCAAACUUCAAGCAGUUGUCCAGCCGUUAGACGCAGACGAACAACCUCGCAGUGCACGCACACAAGUAACCAGAAUCGUCCUGAACCCCCUUAGCGAGGACGACAUCCUUCACUAUGUAUCGGCCACCCUCUGUAGACCCCGGGACGAGAUCCUUUCCCUUGCUCUAGUAAUCCAGUCCAAGACAGCCGGCAAUCCGUUCUACAUGCGAGAAAUGCUCAGCGCCUGCCAUAGGAAGAGGUGUAUCUGGUAUGACUACCGUGAUAGUCAAUGGCACUACGACAUGGAUAGACUGUUUGCGCAGUUCCAGGGUGAGAAAGACUAUGAUGUGUUAGAUACCGCCUUCAUCACCCACCGGCUGGGUGAGCUGCCGUCUGCUGCGCGAGCAGUGCUUGCUUGGGCCGCCCUCCUUGGCGGCUCCUUUUCGUUUGAGCUUCUUUGUCGGCUCAUGAGCGGAGAAUUCGACUACCCCGACGACGACGAAGAGGAAGAAGACUCGACGGCCUGUCCGAACUACGUCACCCAGCGUGCCUACACCGAGGGAGAGGCCAUUGCGGGCUUACAAGCAGCCAUCCAAGCUUAUAUCAUUGUGCAGACCGAGACAGACGACCGCUUCCGCUUCGCCCAUGACCGGUACGUGCAGGCUUCUUCGGCCCUCAAGGAGUGCAAGGCGCGAAAGAUGCACUUCAUCAUCUCCCAGACCUUAUUGAAGUACUACGCGGUGGAAGCCAGGCAGCGGGACAGCACAGCUUCCCACAUCUGCACAGCCGUCGACAUCAUCAGGCGUCGCGUGCGCUGCCGGAGGGAUUUCCGCAAACUGCUCAUGGAGUGCGCACGAGCUGCGACGGAGAAUGGUGCUCGACCGACGGCGGCCAAGUACUACAGCGCGGCAGUCCGGCUCUUGCAGGACAACCCGUGGUCUGACGAUGUGGAAGACGCCUCCUACGACGAAACGAUACAGCUCUACCUCCGGUCGGCAGAGUGCCAUCUUUACAUGAGCCAGGUGACGUCAGCCGGCGAGCUUCUCUCUCAAAUCUUCGCAAACGCCAGAAACGCCGUCGACAAGGCGCCGGCAUACGUCCUGCAGUCGCGGAUUUAUGCCCAGAGCGGCGACUCGCCGGCGGCUUUGGUUUCCCUGAAGGAGUCCCUGGGCCUGCUCGGUAUCUCGCUCGACGAAGAGACGACGUACGAGAAGUGUGACGACAAGUUCCACAAGGUUGUGGCGCAGAUCCAAGACAUGGACCGUCAAGCAUUGCUCAGUAACAAGAAGUCGAGCGAUCCCUCAAUAGCGUCCAUCGGCGCUGUCUUUGCCGAGACCACCAAUGCGGCCUGGUGGAGCGACCGAUUGCAGUUUUACCAUCUCAGCCUCCUCAUGUUUGACAUUCAGCACUCUCGCGGCCCCUUUCCGCAGUCUGGGAUGGUGUUUCUCAACCUGUCCGUCAUAGCGCUGGCGCGUUUCAACAUGGUUCCCUUUGCCAUCGACAUGAGCAUGCUCUCCCAGGAUCUGCUGUUCCAGACCCGCGACGCCUAUUCUCUGGCUCGAGGCGAAAUGCUACACCAAUGCUUUGUCGGGCACGUACACUGCUCCAUGACGCUGGCCAUUUCCCAGAUGGAGGAUGCGAUUGAGCUGGCGUCUGUGGCCGGUGACAGGAUGUCGACCAUUCAUAGCUACGGAUUGGCUGCUCAGAUCAAGUUCUUUGCGAGCGAAAACUGCAACGAUCUCGAAGCCUUCUGUGAGCUCGCUUGCGAGGAGAUUUAUCGAUGGAACUGUGACAGCAGGGGAGGAGUCAUGCUCAUUGCCGUCAGACAGGCCUGCAGAGCGUUGCAGGGCAAGACGCGCACCCACAGCGCCCUCGAGGUCAUGACGGACGAUGAGCACAACAGCGCAUCGUACAAGAACUGGAUGGUGGAACGGACCAAAGGCAGCAAUCGUCCGAUGCUAUUCUACGAAAGCUUUGAAAUAGUCAUCCUCUUCCUCUUCGGCCACUAUGAUCGCGCCAUUGAAGUCGGAGAAAGAUGUUUCGAGCACCUCGCCGAUCUGUGGUCAGCACGAAAUACGAGGAUGAUCGUCUUCUUCUACGGACUGGCUCUCGCUGGACGCUUGCUUGGAAAAAUGGAGGAUCCCCGCAGCCAGGCCGGCGACUUCACAGCAGAAAUUGUGCAGCUCAUCCAAAAGCUCAACGUGUUCUUGAAGAUGAUUAACGACUGGGCAGUGGUGUCCAACGUCAACUACCUGGCGUGGGCCAGGCUACUGGAGGCACAAAUGGCAGAACUGUCGGGCGACCAUGGCGGUAGCGUCCAGAGUUAUGAAGAGGCGCUGGACCAUGCUACCGAGCAUGACUUUGUGCUCGAGGAAGCCCUGGGCAACUACCUCAUGGCGGGUUUCUUCAUUCGACGCAAAGCGCGACGCUCGGCUCGUGCUGCUCUCCUGGAUGCCUUGAGCUUAUUUAGACAAAUGGCGGCUACCGGCGUCGCCCAUGCCAUCGAAGAGGCGCACUCGCUUCUUCUGCAUGGGCCUACACGGAACCAUCGCGUUGCCGACAUGGGCGUCCAGACCGAUUUCGUCACAGACGCGCCUUCUGUUCAGUAUCGCCCCGUGGAUGGAGACGACGACGACGAUCUCACCCAGAUUCCUUCCAAUGCCCUCACCGAGUCCAAGGGGGAGCAGAUUGGGGCCUGGAGAAACUCGAUGCAUAUGCAGGCGGAAGACGGCGGCGGGCUCCCUGCUCUCGAUAUGAUCGAUCUGCACGCGAUCCUCAAGUCUUCGCAAGUCAUCUCAUCGCUGCUGCAGGUGGAAGAGCUGCUCAAGACCAUGUGCGAUGUGAUUCUGCAAACCUGCGGCGGCUCGGCGACCAAUGCCGCCAUUGUGGUUGAUGCGGAUGCCGACGGCUGGUGUGUGGCUGCCAGUGGUGACCCGGAGAAGGGAGCUUCGGCACACAAGCCAGCCUUGCCCCUUGCCAGUACCCCCUUGAUAGCCGAGAACGUGGUGCUGUACUGCACGCGGUUCAUGGAGAGUGUCUUCAUUCCGGAUAUCGUUUCCGACGAGAGAUUUGGCAACGUCAGCGAGUCCUGGCUCCAGCGGAAUCCGACGAGCAAGGCCAUCAUUGCCAUUCCGAUUCGGCAUGCCAACAAGCCACUGCUGGGCGUGCUGUAUCUCGAAGGCGUCCCUGGGUCAUUUACGGAUCGCAACGUGACCGUCCUCCAACUCUUGGUCAAUCAAAUCGGCAUCAGCUACUCAAAUGCCCUGUCCAUCAAGAACAUUGAGAAGAUCUCGGCUGAGAACCACUCAAUGGUGGAAAUGCAGAGGCGUGCGCUGAAGAAGGCCAUCGAGGCGGAGGCGAAGGCGAAGCACGCAGAAGCAGAAGCGAAGCGAAACGUCAAGCUGGCCGAAGAGGCUGCCAAGGCUAAAUCCAUCUUCCUGGCCAACGUUUCUCACGAGCUUCGGACGCCGCUCAACGGAGUCAUCGGAAACUCGGAGCUCUUGCGCGACAGCAACUUGAACAAGGACCAGCUCGAAAUGGCGGAUUCCAUCCGCGUCUCGGCUGACCUGUUGUUGACUGUCAUCAACGAUAUUCUGGACUUCUCCAAGAUGGAAGCUGACAAGAUGAAGCUCUAUAUCAUUGCCUUUAAUCCGGAGGAGAUGGUGAGGGAAGUCGUCCGGGCCGUCUCCUACAGCAACAGGGAGAAGACGUCCAAGAAGAAUGUCAAGAUCAUCCAGGACAUCGACCUACCGUCCAUGUUGAUCUAUGGCGACCCAAUCCGGCUUCACCAGGUUCUCGGAAACCUCAUUGGGAACAGCCUCAAGUUUACCGAGGACGGCUCCAUCACCAUUGGCGCUCGUCUGGAUCACGAGACUCAGGAGAGGGCGACGUUGACAUUCUGGGUCAGGGAUACAGGUAUUGGCAUUCCGCCCGAGCAGCUGGCCAAUCUCUUCCAACCGUUCAGCCAGGCGGACGCCAGUACCGCUAGAAAGUACGGCGGGAGUGGGCUCGGGCUUUCUAUCUGCAAGUCGCUCAUCGAGAUCAUGAUGCAGGGCAAGAUCCAGCUCGAGAGCGAGGAGAACUCCGGCACAACCGCCUGGUUCACAGUUUCCUUUGAGAAGGCCAAGCCGGAUGUUGCCGCUGGAGAUGCACAGUUGCAAACGUCGGCCCCGGUCGAUAGAUAUUCGGCCAGGACCUCUUCGUUCGUGGAACGAGCAGCGUCGCCGAACCCGUACCUCGAUCUGACCCGGGUUCCCAAAGAGGAGAUUCGCAUCUGCGUGGCAGAGGACAAUCCCAUCAACCAAAAGAUUGCCAUCCAGUAUGUACAACGGUUGGGAUACACCAGCGUGAGUGCCUACGAGAACGGGCUGAAGGCGGUCGAGGGCCUCCGGCAAAAGGCUCGGGAGGGCAUCCCUUACCACAUCGUCCUCAUGGAUGUGCAGAUGCCGGUCCUCGACGGAUACGAAGCCACCAAGCUCAUUCGAAACGACCCAAUCGAUGAGGUUCGAAAAAUCUUGGUGAUAGCCAUGACGGCAUCGGCCAUUCAAGGCGACAGGGAGAAGUGUCUGGCUGCCGGUAUGAAUGAUUACCUCGCAAAGCCCGUCCGCGCGGAAGUACUCAAGAGGAAGCUGGAUGCCUACAUGAGCAAUUCAAGGCCCGGUCCACCACCCUCCACCCCUUCACCGGCAAACGCGACGCCAUAUGCAGACACGACGAACGGCUAUAGCAGCGAAACGGUAACGUCCGUCCAAAAGCUGCCGCCGCCUCCGAGGAAACCCCUGCCCAGCAGCGCAUCCAGCACAAGUUCCGAGCCGGUGAUACGGAAACCGGUACCUAUUCGAUCGGCGUCCGGUUCACUGCACGAGUCACUCUUCGAUGGGCCUCAUCACUCCGAGGAUUUGCAGCACCCCGGAAGCCCGAUUUUUGAUGAGGAGCUCGAGACUCCGUUCGGGGAUGAUUCGGUUGCCAGCCAAGCAGACACCAAGAGCCGCUCCACAAGCAGGACGUCGAGUGAUCAGGAGUUUUCCGACUCUGGGGCGAGGAGAGGAUCUACCUCGCAAGAGCAGAGACAGCCGCCUCGGAAACUGGCCGAGAGCCGGGGGAACAGCAUCACCGAGGCGGAGAUGGAGAAUGGCGCCCAGGAGGAGAAGUGGGAGGAAGAGUCGCAGCAGUCGAUCGUCAGGGAGGCCUAG